Messenger RNA from Fraxinus pennsylvanica, 1032 nucleotides. NCBI's taxonomy places the organism in Eukaryota, Viridiplantae, Streptophyta, Magnoliopsida, Lamiales, Oleaceae. The record is from the annotation of a GenBank genome assembly.
AUGGAUCUCUUCUCUAUUUCUUCUUCAUUCCAUGUUCUGAGUCUCUGCGUUUUCUUUAUCCUUUCCUCGGGAGGUGCAUUGGGGGCUACAUUUACAUUUGUGAACAAAUGUGAGUACACAGUAUGGCCAGGGAUACUAGCAAAUGCCGGCAGUCCUAGUCUCGAUAGCACUGGAUUCGAGCUCCCUCAGGAGUCUUCCCGGACCUUCAAUGUUCCUACGGGGUGGUCGGGCCGGAUGUGGGGAAGAUCCGGCUGCACAUUCGACGGAUCCGGAUCAGGUUCUUGCAUUACUGCCGAUUGUGGGUCUGGUCAAGUGGAAUGCAAUGGCGCCGGUGCAUCCCCGCCAGCCACUCUAGCAGAGUUCACCCUUGGCACCGGGGGACAGGACUUCUACGACGUCAGCUUAGUUGAUGGGUACAAUUUGCCCAUGAUAGUUGAGGCUUCAGGCGGGUCGGGUUUGUGUGCUUCAACGGGUUGCGUCACGGAUCUGAACCGGGUCUGCCCAAGUGAACUGCGAGUAGGCGGAGGGGAAGCUUGCAAGAGUGCGUGUGAAGCUUUCGGGAGUCCAGAGUAUUGCUGCAGCGGCGCGUUUAACUCACCCGCCACCUGCAAGCCGUCCGUUUAUGCUCAGAUGUUCAAAUCUGCAUGUCCCAGAUCCUAUAGCUACGCUUAUGAUGAUCCUACCAGCACUUUCACCUGCUCUGGUGCAGAUUAUACUGUAACCUUUUGCCCCUCCAUGCCUAGUCAAAAAUCUUCAAAAGAUCCAACACCGACGACGACCGCACCAGUGACAACUACAGAUGGGUCUAUAUCUGGGACAGGUACAAGUGGCCCGGAUGGAUCCGAAACAGGAUCCGGAUUGGGUGUGACGGGGGCGGAUCCGGGUUCAGAAUCUGGUUUAGGUUCUCAAGCUCUGCUUACAGAUGGAUCAUGGUUAGCUGGUUUGGCAAUGGGUGACUCAACUAGAAUUUACUCUUCAUGCUUUGCCCCAGUUGCCUUAGCUUUUUUCACCCUCUCCAUUCUUUCUUUGUAG